GUAGUAUGUUACUAUAACUAUACUACAACCAAUGCAGAGACGAAGGAACAAGAAGGAACAAGAAGGAAAACACAUGAAAUGGUGUUCGUGUCGGACGACAUUCAACACGAUGCACAUUUUGUAGAGGCGUGCUUGACGGAAACUCUUAAACACCUAGAGGAAACUGUACUCAUAAGGAAAAUUGUACAAUUUACUGAUGGUUGUUCAUCACAGUACAAGUCAAAAAUUCCUUUUUUGGAUAUAAGUGCCAGAAAUGGGAUGGACAGAAAUUUUUUCGGGUCAGGCCAUGGCAAAGGACCAGCUGAUGCAGUUUCUGGUGUGGUUAAAUCAGCCGUGACACGUGCAGUCAAAGGUGGGCAAUUUAUAACAAAUGCCAAACAGUUAAAAGAAUUUGGAGACCAAAAGCUUGCACGAGACCAACCAAAGCUCAAAAGAACAUUCCAUUUACUGGACAACAUCAAGAGAGAUAGGAAUAGAGAGGGAAAGACGGUUAAAGGUACCAGAAAAUUACAUUCAGUGCGGGGUAUAUCCUAUGGCAAAAUUGGUACCAGAGCACUGACAUGCACAUGUGUCAAUUGCCUUGGGCUAGAUGGACAGUUCACAUGUCCAUCAUCAAGUUAUGUGUCCGAUUGGGUGGUGGAAGAUGUAUGUGUUGUUGCAAGAACAAAAAGACAGAAAUCUACGAAAAACACAAAAGAACAGGGGAAUGAAAAGGAGAAUGAGGCACCAGCAACAAAGAGACAGAAACCAGCGAGGGGAAUCGGUAGGCAAAGUACGAGAGGUAGGUCUGAAUGUGAAUCCAAUAAUAAUGUAGAACCCUACAUGAUUUUGAG
This is a messenger RNA of Mizuhopecten yessoensis (Yesso scallop), 833 nucleotides long. RefSeq lists its product as uncharacterized. The record is from RefSeq and is a predicted model, not a curated record. Lineage: Eukaryota; Metazoa; Mollusca; Bivalvia; Pectinida; Pectinidae. The annotation marks the transcript as partial. The transcript has a single exon.